Vicia faba (fava bean) is the source of this 1272-nucleotide messenger RNA. The record is from the annotation of a GenBank genome assembly. NCBI's taxonomy places the organism in Eukaryota, Viridiplantae, Streptophyta, Magnoliopsida, Fabales, Fabaceae.
AUGAAAGAUCAUGCACAUGGUGACAAAGAAGUUGUACAAGAAACACCAAAGAAAAGAACUCAAGUGAAAGCUAUAGUGAAUAGAGAAAGAAUUCAAAAGGUUGAUGGAAAAUUGGAUAACCACAUUGCUAUGAAGAAAGCAGGGAGACCUAAGCUUUUGCAACCACAAGAUAAGGAAGUUUUUGCAUAUGGAAACAAAGAAGUUUCACAAGGAAUGCUGAAAAAAAGAAUUCAUGAGAAUCUACUAGAGAACAAUAGAGAUAAAAUUCAAAAGGUGGAAAAACCAGUUGCAAGGAGAAUACUUAUUUCUUUCAAAAAUAAGAAACCAGAGAAAUAUACUCUAUCUUUGGACACAAUGAUGUCAAAAGCUGAAUGCUCUAAAAAGCUAAACAGGGUGCCAAAAUGCCCAUCAAUGUUGAUUGAUGAUUAUGUAGAUCUUCACAAGUCAAAGGAAAUGGAUGCAACCAAGUCAAACAAUGGAGAAAAACCGGGCAGCAACAUUAACCGUAGCUCUAAUCAAAAUCAGCCAAAAAAAGGAACUCGACAAGAAAGUGUUCAAAAUCGUGCAAAAGUCAACGAAGAAGAUGCAAUCACAAAUAGAGAAGAAGAAAAAGAAACAUCCCAAAGAAAAACUCGUGGGAAAACUUUGUGCAAAAAGAUUCACGCAAGAACUUUGGAAGAGCGAUCAGGAAUUCCAGAUGAUAAUAAAAACCAUUUCUGGAGAUAUACUAAUCGGAAGUUUAUCUUGCCGGUUGAAGCACGAGAUUGGAUUGAGACCACUGUUAGAGAGGCAUGGAUAAGAUAUAAGCACAAAAUUAAGAAGAAGAAUUUUUUGAAUAAGGAAACUAUACAAGCAAUCAGUGAAAAUAAUACUAGAAAUAGAGCUCAACUAAAGUGGAUGCAUCGAAUGAGUCCCAAAAACUUUGAUUUGACUCGUGAAAAAGUGCGUGAAAAGGAAAAAAGAGAGCCCACUCAAUCAGAAAUGUUUGUUGAAACUCGAAAAGGAAAUAAAGGAAAGGAACUGGAUGUAGAAACUGGAAAAGUAAUUGAGUGUCCAGGCAGGGUACGCUGUUAUGGGAGAAACAUAACUAAAACUUCCUUAAAGAGAAAGGCAGAGAUUAAUGCUUUGAAACAAGCCCACAGUGAAGAGGUCUAUACAUUAAGGGACGAGUUUCAAGAUAAGAUUGAUAGAUUGCAAAAUGCUUUUAAGACCGUAAUACAACAAUGCAAUCCUCAAAUUAAUAUAGAGUCAAUUGAAGAUUUGUUAGGAUGA